GAAAUUAGUUAAGUUGCAGUUGAGAAAAAGAAAAAUCAUUCUCUAGUCGAGGAGGAUGAGGGGGGAUGUUGUUGACGCCUUGAAAAAAUGCGCGGAGGCGCUUCAACAGGGGAAUCGGAGGCUUGCAAAUGCAAAGAUGGGAAGAGUUCUUGAUCUUGCUGAAGAGGAAACGAUGGCUACAACUAGCAGAUUGAUCGGAUAUUUUGCACAGGCUCUCGCUUGCCGAGCCUAUGGAAUUCAUCCUAAAUAUUUUUCAUUCCCAUCACCUGACUGGAAGUAUUGGAUGUGUUACUGGCAUGGCCUUUUUUCUACUGUAGUGAGACUAAGGACUGGGGUGACCUGACGCAUUUAAGGUUAAGUUUCCUUGUACAAGGAAAAGUUGAAUUUUCGAAAGAAAGUGAGGAGAAACUUAUUCGGGCUUCUAACAACCGCCACAUUGAGUUGGAAUAUAAGAUUAUUGCUGUUAACAGUUUCGCUGACAUUGAUGUGUCUUUGCUGGAGAUGCGGGAUGGCGAGUUUGUGGUU
Molecule: messenger RNA, 525 nt
Organism: Rubroshorea leprosula
Lineage: Eukaryota; Viridiplantae; Streptophyta; Magnoliopsida; Malvales; Dipterocarpaceae
Source: the annotation of a GenBank genome assembly